Molecule: messenger RNA, 1500 nt
Organism: Penicillium coprophilum
Lineage: Eukaryota; Fungi; Ascomycota; Eurotiomycetes; Eurotiales; Aspergillaceae
Product: GMC family oxidoreductase
Exons: 7
Coding region: 1-1500 (499 amino acids)
Molecular function (GO): flavin adenine dinucleotide binding; oxidoreductase activity, acting on CH-OH group of donors
Source: RefSeq, a predicted model, not a curated record
AUGGCUUCAGUAAAUCCGAAUACAUAUGACUUUAUUGUUGUUGGUGGUGGAACAGCUGGGAAUGUUGUUGCAGGCAGAUUAGCAGAGAAUGCUGAUGUGAAGAUACUCGUGAUUGAAGCUGGACUCGGUAAUCCAGACGAUAUACCAGAGAUAACAACACCCGCUCGCGCAUUCGAACUCCGAAGCAGCAAGUAUGACUGGUCCUAUCAGACGACCUUCGUCGACAGACCUGACUAUGAGCGGGUUGAGAAACGCAAUACCCGUGGAAAGAUGCUUGGCGGGAGUAGUAGCUUGAACUAUUUCACUUGGAUUCGUGGGAGUAGGGAAACAUUCGAUGCGUGGCAGGAGUAUGGUGGGGAUGAAUGGACAUGGGAAAAUUGCAAACAAUAUUUCGAAAAGGCACAGCAUACACCUGAACGUACAGUCUACCAAGGUGUCCGGCCAAGUAGCGCAGUAUACGUCACUGGGAAAAGCAACGUGGAGAUAAUGCAUUCAACCGUCACCACAAAGAUCAACUUUGAGGAUGAUACUGCAGUGAGUGUAACUGUUGUCGGAACGGAUCAAAACGAGACCACCCUGAAAGCAAAGAAAGAGAUCAUCAUUGCAGGUGGAGUUUUUGAAACACCCAAGCUGUUGCUUCUUUCUGGCAUCGGUCCCAGACGUGAACUAGCUCGUCAUGGAAUUCGCCCUGUGAUAACGUCCGAGCAUGUGGGCGAGCAUCUUCUCGACCAUCCCAUUCUGCCACACGUUUUUAAACUGAAGGAUGGCGUGGGGCUGGACCAUAUUCUUCUUCGAGAGGGACCUGCCCACAAUGCUGCCGUGAAGCAAUACGAGCGGAAUAAAACGGGUCCACUUGCUAGUGGCCUCCUUGAAAUGAUAGCAUUUCCACGCAUCGACAAGCAACUCGAAGAACAUGAUAUGUAUCGAGAAGCUAAGGCGAACAAUGGAGGCAAAGAUCCUUUUGGGCCUGACGGUCAACCUCAUUUUGAAAUUGACUUCAUUCCCAUGUUCUGUGAUGCAUUCCAGUGGCACUUUGAUAUCCCACCGGAGGGAGACUGGCUAACGGUCGUCGUCGACCUCCUUCAUCCACAGUCAAAGAGCGGGCAUGUCAGACUCAAUUCGAUCGAUCCACGUGAACAACCCGAAAUCAAUCUCAACUACUUUACCGACGAACUAGAUAUCCUCGCCUUGAGAGAAGAGGUCAUUGCUGAGGACUUUCCGUGGCCCAUGCCACGUGAUUCGGAUGAAGAGAUGGAUCGCCUUAUUCUGGACCGGGCCCAGACUGGAUCUCACCCCUGUGGCACUGCUCGACUGUCUAAUGAUAUUGACCAGGGUGUGGUGGACUCUCAUUUGAGGGUCCACGGGGCUAAAAAUCUUCGUAUUGUUGAUGCGUCCAUCAUCCCAGUCAUUUCGGACUGCCGAAUCCAAAGUGCAGUCUACAUGAUUGGAGAAAAGGGUGCCGACAUAAUCAAAGCAGCUUAUCCGGAGCUCUAUAAAUGA